UCCGGCGCUCUGCACACCGUAAGCGCUCAGUAAAUGCGAUUGAUGAUGAGGACGAUGAUGAUGUUGAUGUCCGUAGGGCUCCUGUCCGGGGUGGCAGCCCGUCGGACCCCCUGGCUCGGACUGCGCCCCGUCCACGGCCGCGCCGGAGCCCCGCGGGGUCAAGCGGAGCCCGGGCAGGUGCCCCCCGGGGUGGAGUACAUCCCGCAGAAGACGGCCAAGAACCCCAUGAGGCCCGUGGGGCUGGCCUGGGCCAUCGGCUUUCCGUGCGGCAUCCUCCUCUUCAUCUUCACCAAGCGCCAAGUGGACCGGAACCGGGCCAAGCAGCUCCGGGCGCGGCGGAACAUGCGGGCGGCGAACGCGGGGGCCUACGAGCGCCAACGCUAUCUGGACCACGCCUCGGGCCCGGCUCCUGGCCCCUAGCCCGACCCCCUGCCCCCCAGCCUGAUCAUCAUCAAUCGGAUUUAUUGAGCGCUUACUGGGUGCGGAGCA
Tachyglossus aculeatus (Australian echidna) is the source of this 489-nucleotide messenger RNA. Its product is annotated as probable hydrolase PNKD. The record is from RefSeq and is a predicted model, not a curated record. NCBI's taxonomy places the organism in Eukaryota, Metazoa, Chordata, Mammalia, Monotremata, Tachyglossidae. The coding region runs from base 34 to 420 and encodes 128 amino acids. The transcript has 2 exons.